UGUAAAAUACAUACAAACAACCCCCUGCUGUUACGACAAUGGCGGAUUGGCGGGAGCGUGUCAUGGAGAGCCUGAGAAAAGCUUGUUGGUGAAGUUAAGUCUCUUUCUGUUUUAUCCUUUGUGAAGACUGUCACUAGCACUUCAACCCAUUUUCCUGCUUUUAACAAGGACUGGUACGGAGAGUGGCUUUCUUUCAGAUAAGAUUUAGAUGCUCUAGUCGGUGGUGGGUUGAUGGAGAGCUCUGAGAUUAAAUCUGGGACGUUGGUUACCUUACAAGACUUACACCCAUCUUCUCCAUUCUUUCAGGAUGGUGCUUCAUUUAGAGUGACUGGGAAGCUAGAAGAAUAUUCUGUGGAGACAGCCAUAGCUGUAAUUGCUGAUGGAGAUGCUAACCUCAAGAUUGACACCAAGAACUUAAGGGACCUUAGUUUUCGGAUCGGCUCAAUCUAUCAAUUCAUUGGCGAACUCCAUAUUCAAGCUGACAACGAGAACGAGGCAAUCUUGCAGGCUCGAGUGGGUAGGAAUGUCGAUGGGAUUGACCUAAAUCUCUAUUAUCAAACCCUUCAGCUGCUAAGACAGUUCCAAGCGGAGUGCAUUAAGAAACAGGAACUUGAUGCAGUUCAGGCUAUGAAUGAAGACAUUGCCGGGUGAUAUUCAGGCAAAUGCUACAACAUGGCGGCUCCAUUAAUAUACAGUAGAAAUAUCAUUUGGGUAUAUAUAUAUUUCUUCUGACAUAAAAACCCAAACAGAAGUUUAUUUCUUUCGGUUGGAUUGGAUAAUGUCAUAUGGGCUUGACUGGAGCAUGAGUGGGCA
Messenger RNA from Carica papaya (papaya), 813 nucleotides. RefSeq names its product telomere-capping, CST complex subunit (gene MDO1). Gene Ontology annotation, molecular function: single-stranded DNA binding; telomerase inhibitor activity; telomeric repeat DNA binding. The record is from RefSeq and is a predicted model, not a curated record. Gene Ontology annotation, cellular component: CST complex. Gene Ontology annotation, biological process: negative regulation of telomere maintenance via telomerase. NCBI's taxonomy places the organism in Eukaryota, Viridiplantae, Streptophyta, Magnoliopsida, Brassicales, Caricaceae.